AUGGCGUGUGGGUGGAUGCAGGGAGGCGGGCCAUACGGGCAGCAGGUGACGCGGGGGCAGGACCUCACCGGCAAGGACUUCAGCGGCCAGACGCUCAUCAAGCAGGACUUCAAGACCGUACCUACUCCAUCUCUUCCCAUCGAUUCCUACACUAUGAUGUUAUCAUGCCUCAAAUUUGUUCUUGCAUCCAUUCUGCGGCAGACCAACUUCAAAGGCGCAAACCUGCUCGGCGCCAGCUUCUUCGAUGCAGACCUCACAGGUGCUGAUCUCUCUGAUGCUGAUCUUAGAAACGCCGACUUCUCGCUGGCAAAUGUUACAAAGGUAAAUUUGACAAAUGCCAACUUGGAAGGGGCACUUGUGACAGGGAACACUUCUUUCAAAGAUUUCACGGAUGUUCCACUACGAGACGAUCAGAGGGACUACCUUUGCAAAAUUGCUGACGGCGAUUUUGCAACUGUUGUGCACCAGGGUAAAUACGACUACCGGAAAUGCCACAAAGGAGACUCUUUUCUGCAAAUAAAUGUACAAGGGUGA
Messenger RNA from Triticum turgidum subsp. durum (durum wheat), 534 nucleotides. NCBI's taxonomy places the organism in Eukaryota, Viridiplantae, Streptophyta, Magnoliopsida, Poales, Poaceae. The record is from the annotation of a GenBank genome assembly.